This is a messenger RNA of Dalotia coriaria, 5182 nucleotides long. It is a transcript of the gene pHCl-1, whose product is annotated as glutamate-gated chloride channel-like. Gene Ontology annotation, molecular function: excitatory extracellular ligand-gated monoatomic ion channel activity; transmembrane signaling receptor activity; chloride channel activity. The coding region runs from base 405 to 2036 and encodes 543 amino acids. Gene Ontology annotation, cellular component: plasma membrane; neuron projection; synapse. Lineage: Eukaryota; Metazoa; Arthropoda; Insecta; Coleoptera; Staphylinidae. Gene Ontology annotation, biological process: chemical synaptic transmission; regulation of membrane potential; nervous system process. The record is from RefSeq and is a predicted model, not a curated record. The transcript is spliced from 16 exons.
GUGCGACCGUAUAGUCCGCAGUAUGCGUUCGGUGUUCCUGCGGUGGGCACUUCCUAGUUCGGCCUGCGCUCCUUUCCGGCAAGCACAUCCUGCGCGGACAAAUGGCAAAAAACGCGUUGCGCUAUUAAAAACAAGACCAGAAAGUUUAACAAAAUGAAGUAGCAAACAUCAACAAAUCCAGGAAAGUUAUUGGGAAGUGUCGAACUAGAUGAGACUUUGGUUAAGGUGUUUGGUUUGAGUGUUCAAUUCAUCCUGGAAACAUAGACAUCAAACAAUUCAAAAAAUGAAUGGAAAUUGCCUUCGAGUUUUGGACGAAUAGUGCCAGCGAUGCUGAAACGUAGAAGUUAAGCGGGUUGACCCGGACUCGCUCUACGCCGCUGUGCUCACCGGAAAGAUGUCCUAAUAUGGGUUAUACUCGGUUGUUAAUCACAACGGCUCUAAUCCUCCUGGCCACUAGGCAAUCCUCAGCAGAAGAAAUUAUAGACCCCGCAACACAACUCUUUGCUAAAUUGGUGCGGUCCAAAACCCAGCAACAACUGCAACCACCACCGCCGCUCCUCAAUUCAGACUCACAAAAUGAUACAAUUGAUUACAGAUUUGAAGGAAAGUCAGAUAAAGAGUUUCUGGAUGAAUUGCUAACAUCAGAUAGAUAUGAUAAGCGACUUUUACCACCCGUCAGAGAUGCAGACUUCUGCUGCGGCUUGCAUCGUCCUCAGGAUAAACCGGACUUCAAAGAUCCGAAGGCGAAACUUCGCGUCGGAACACUCACAGUCAAUGUCAGCGUGCUUUUAUUGAGCUUGGCGUCUCCGGACGAAUCCAGUCUGAAAUACGAAGUGGAGUUCCUGCUGCAGCAACAAUGGUACGAUCCACGGCUGCAGUACGACUCGAAGAGCAAGUACGACCAUCUGAACGCCAUCCACCAUCACAAUGACAUCUGGCUGCCUGACACGUAUUUCAUCAUGCACGGCGACUUUAAGGAUCCGCUCAUACCGGUCCACUUUGCAUUGAAGAUCUUUCGGAAUGGCAGUGUCAAUUAUCUCAUGCGACGGCAUCUCAUCCUUUCGUGUCAAGGUAGCUUAAAUAUAUUCCCGUUCGAUGAUCCGCUCUGCUCCUUUGCGAUGGAAAGCAUUUCAUAUGAACAGACAGCGAUAAAAUACGUCUGGAAGAAUGAUGAAGAUGUCCUGCGCAAAUCACCGAGCCUGACAACGCUGAACGCCUACUUAAUCGAGAAUCAGACGAUGAUCUGCCCGACCAAGUCCAGUUGGCGAGGCAAUUACAGCUGUCUGAAAGUGGAUUUGAAAUUCACACGAGAUCGUGCUUUCUACUUCACCACGGUGUUCAUUCCGGGCAUUAUCUUGGUGACGUCGUCGUUCAUCACCUUCUGGCUGGAGUGGAAUGCGGUGCCUGCUAGAGUGAUGAUAGGUGUAACGACGAUGCUCAAUUUUUUCACAACGUCGAACGGUUUCCGGUCGACGUUGCCGGUGGUGUCGAAUUUGACAGCGAUGAACGUUUGGGAUGGCGUAUGUAUGUGUUUCAUUUACGCCUCGCUGCUGGAGUUCGUCUGCGUGAACUACGUGGGCCGAAAACGGCCCCUGCACAAUGUCGUCUAUCGCCCCGGCGAAAAUCCCGUCACACAACGACUGCCCGCUGUGCUCAGCAGGAUAGGCAUUAUCCUGGCCAGUCCCCUGGACUCGAUUGAGCAGGAAUUUUAUUCGGCGUACGGCGAAACGCCAACAUUUCCAAGGGACCAGCCGAGUUUUAGCGACAAGAAGCGGGAGUCGCCGACGGUGCCCAACGAGAUCAUCACGUGCACCAGCUGUGGACCAAAUCCUUGUACGCAUUCGGCGAAUAACGGAUGCGCCGAGUCUUGUGUAUUGCAGGUGCGCAAAAAGGAGCCGCCUCAUCCGAUCCGAGUGGCGAAGACGAUCGACGUGAUAGCGCGCAUCACGUUCCCGAGCGCCUUCGCCGUGUUUUUAAUUUUCUUUUUCUAUCAUUACAAUAGUUUUACCAACGUCUAUGGAAACGAUGGAAACUAAGUUUUCCGCUCAUCACAUUCUACACACACACUUCUCACACUCGUGGCCGGAAAUGUUUGCUUUGAACUUAACAUAUCAUCGUCGAUAUUGAGGAAAGCAGUGUGCGAUAGACUCGAAGUUGAUAGCCUUAAUUGAAUACACGUCACACGCCACUCUUCGUCCUGAAGCAGUGCAACGAUACACACAAAUAUAUUACGUUUUAUUGUUGAUCAUCAGUUGUGUUAUUUCACUAACGUUCUUUUUUUAACAUGAUGGACAACAGUAACCAACUUGUACAUAGAAUUCUUAAAUAAGCAUAUAUUAUAUAUAUAUAUAUAUAUAUAAUUAAAACCCAUAUAUUAGAAAAUUAUCUUAUCACCAAAUCACAUUCGAUGCGUUUGGUUACGAUUACAAUUGAUUUUGCAACAAAAAGAAAAAAUAUUUUUCUAAUAGUUAAGUAACAUCACCGGCCAACGUAAUAUUCUAUUCCUAAUCUAUAAAGAGAUUCUAUAAAAGAAGAUGCUACUGAAUGCUUUAACUAAAUAUUACAAACAAAAACAAAAUGCAGAUAUUUUUCGUCUCUCUUCCUUAAUCAAACCGAAUGGACGCACGUAACAUGCCUUUUUAGCUUUUUUACUACGCGUUAAAACAAAGAAGAAGAAAAGCAACUCCAAGGUGAUCAAAAAACAGCCUCAACUAAUUACUUAAUCGAUUGCAAAACUUUUGCUAUUAAUAUUAAGUUCGUGCACAAACUCCCGGAAUGUAACUUGUACAUAUUCUAAGUGUUUUAUGAAAGAAUUAGUCAUUGAUAGCGCAGAUACAGACAAGCAAACCGCAACGAACGCUAAAUGAAAUACAAGAGAAGUGCAUUAUGAAUAUAUUUACACUAUACUAUCAUAUUUGUGUACAUGUAUUGUCUGAAAACCAAUGAAUACCAAAAACUAGGCGAUACGGAUCAGAAAACAAACAAAAAUUACAAAAAAAAACUUCUUGUGAUAUAUAUUAUAUAUUAUGCUGAUGAAGAAGCCGAUUGAAAGCGUUUUGCAUUAAUACGAUGAUUGGACGGAUUAACCUUCGACUGAGUUUUGUUUAAUCAGUCGAUGGUUGAUGCGAGUUGACCAACUCAAUAGCUGCGGUAAUGUGUUGAUAUAAAUAUGAAUGCAAAAUAGGGCACCAAAUUUAUUCGAAUAUGACUUAAUCGUAAGCUAGAAUAUGAAAUUAUGAAAUUAUUAUGAUAAAGAUAUUUAUCGUGCGCUAACAUUACACUUUAAGAAUGAUUACGUAUGUGUACGUAUAAGGAGUGCCUGAUUUUCGUGACGAUUGAUGCAUUUUGCGCCAAAAAUAUAUUGGAAUGAGUAAAUAUUAGAAAUAUAAUUAGGCUAAAACAAUUUGUUCCCAUUAGUAUGCGAAUGUAGACGUUGAUCCCGAAGAUUUCUUUACGAAUUGUUAGAGUUUUGCGCACGUGUUGCUUGUUGAAGAUUAUUUACACCGUUAAUUGAUUAUAAAAAUUCAAAAUAAACCGAUUGGUGACAUAGCUUUAAUAUGAACGUAUUGUAUAACAAAAUAUUCAUAUAUUAGAAAUGAGUUUUGAACUGAGUUGAAUUUCUUAUAUAGAUGAUUAUCUAAUAAUCGAUAAUUGUACAUUGCAAACAAGUGUAACUCCCUGUGAUUGUUUAAAUCGUCAAACAAACAUACUAGAAACAAAACAUAACGUGUGUGUUCUCAUUUUUUAUUAGUCUAGUUAGAGAUUUAAUGAAUGUUGAUGAAUGUUUCACAGUUUCUAGUUUUUCUCGUUACCAAAAAUAUUAUAUACACGAUGUAUUUCUAAGUGAUAUAGGAAAAUUUGAAUACCAACGUGAACAAAAUGAUGAUUUUUUAUGAUUGUUAGAUGAAUAAUUUGUGUCGACCGCUUUGUCGCCCAAGCAAACAUUUUUCGUGAAAUGUUCAGUGAGCGUCAAAUCCAUCGGCGUGAUAUUAUAACAUGCUGAUAGCUGAUUGAGGUGCAAAUUUGACUAAACAUGAAUAGUUUAUCUACGUUAACAAAUAGAGUGUUUAAUUAUAGAAUUAAACUAAUUAAGCUAUCUUAACUGUAACGACUUAAAAUACGUCCUAAUUCAUAAGUAAUGUAUACACUCACCCACUCAACCAAGUAAAAAUGAUGCUUUCAGAAUUGCGAUCGAUUCUAAAAACCAAAAUCUUUCAACUUUGCCAAAAUUUUUGUUUUUCAUUCGACAUUUGUUUCCCACUGCCAUGUCACCGAGCAAAACUGAUUUUAUUUGCAAACCAUCUGAGAAACAAACAUUCCAUGAAUGAAUCUAGAUUCAAACUUAGCAAACUAAACACGUUAACUUUAAAAUCAAAGCGCAGAGAUUGAAUUGAAUAAGCUAAGCUCAUUAAAAGCAGCUGUAAUACUACAAAAACAGAAGUUUCGCAUAAGAUUAGGAGUACACAUAGAUAGAAAAGGUUUUUGAAUCGCCAGUUUCAUAUUAAUGCUAUCAAAUGAUGAUGAAGAUUAUGGAAGGAAACCAAAACAUUCCGGUUGUAAAUUAAUUCAUUGCAAAUGAAACUUGUAUAUAAGAUAUUCAAACGUUGUAAACCAUUUUUUAUACGCUCAAUCUACGAACGAAAUGAUGAAAUGACAAACUUUGCACAUGACUUGAUGCUUGCUGGAAACACAACGUUAGUUGAUCACAUACACAUGAACACAUUUUGAUGGGUUUUCAAUCAAGUUUUCAGUAUUAGAAAUGAAAAAGUCAGCGUUGAAUAAAUCCACCCAAGGAAUUGGGGCCAUUUGGUGCAAAAACGGUAUUAAAGUGACAUUAAGCAGUUUGUUUGCUUUCAUUAUAAGCAUGCGGCAUGUUGAUUACAUGCGCGGAUUGACGACAAAGCUUAAAAUAAGUAAAAAUGAAAGAUUAUUAUACUAAAAGUUUAACUUUAUGUAAAAACAUCGAAUUUAUUAUUGAAUACCUAACAUUUAAUUACGAUUGCGAUUAUAUUAUAUGAUAUGACAUCAAUUUUACUAUUACCUAGAAUUUUAAUAUGUAUGAUAUUAUUAAUAGGCAAAGAAAAAAUUAUAUAAAUCAACCUAAUUCAAAUCAACCAACAAACAAUGUUAAUAUGUAUGUUUUCAUCUGUUACCCAAUAAAUACUCAACCUUAAAUUAUCAA